Messenger RNA from Mucor velutinosus, 1161 nucleotides. RefSeq lists its product as uncharacterized. Gene Ontology annotation, molecular function: ATP hydrolysis activity; double-stranded DNA binding; DNA strand exchange activity. The transcript is spliced from 6 exons. Lineage: Eukaryota; Fungi; Mucoromycota; Mucoromycetes; Mucorales; Mucoraceae. Bases 1 to 1161 code for a protein of 386 amino acids. Gene Ontology annotation, cellular component: condensed nuclear chromosome. The record is from RefSeq and is a predicted model, not a curated record. Gene Ontology annotation, biological process: mitotic recombination-dependent replication fork processing; DNA strand invasion; double-strand break repair via homologous recombination.
AUGACAAACACUCGUAAUAGCAAACAAGCAUCGCCAGAGCAGCUUGUCCAAAGUGACGCCAGUGAGCAUGACACUUUCUUUGAACAGGAGGGGCAAGAGCAGGAGCAGGAGAAGCCCAAGCAACCACAAAAGCAAAAGCAAAAGGACCAAAAGCAUGAACAGCAGGUGGAGGAAGAAGAGGAUGAUGAAGGCUUUUCUGCUGUUCUCGUCACUACAUUGAAGAAACAUGGCAUCCAAGAAACAGACAUCAAGAAGCUCCAGAGUGCUGGUUUCUACACAGUAGAUGCUAUUGCUUAUUCCCCCAAAAAGUCUUUGCUGGCCAUCAAGGGUCUUUCAGAGGCCAAAGUAGAAAAAAUCAUCAAGGAAGUCAGUGGCCUCAUUGACAUUGGCUUUACAACUGCGCUUGAUGUUCAGCAGAGAAGAAACGAGCUCAUCUACAUCACGACUGGAUCCAGAGACCUUGAUACGUUGUUGGGCGGUGGCAUAGAAACUGGCUCCAUCACUGAGCUGUUUGGCGAGUUUAGAUGUGGUAAAACGCAGCUCUGCCAUACACUCGCCGUCUCAUGUCAGCUUUCAAUGGAACAGGGUGGCGCGGAAGGCAAAUGCCUCUAUAUUGAUACAGAGGGCACUUUUCGAUCCAGUAGAAUACUAUCUAUUGCAGCCAGAUUUGGUCUAGAUGCAGAAAUUUGCUUGGAUAAUAUUGCAUAUGCUCGUGCCUACAACACCGACCAUCAAACAUCUCUCUUGGUCCAGGCAGCUGCCAUGAUGUCUGAAACGAGAUUUGCAUUGCUCAUUGUGGACAGCAUCAUUUCACUCUAUCGUACCGACUACCUGGGCCGUGGCGAGCUAUCAGCACGUCAAAUGCAUUUAGCCCGCUUUUUACGAAGUCUACAGCGCAUUGCCGAUGAAUUUGGUGUUGCUGUUGUAGUAACAAAUCAAAUGCUGUCCAACGUAGAUGGCUCCGCAUCCAUGUUUACAGCCGACGCAAAAAAGCCUACAGGCGGCAACAUUAUGGCUCAUUCAUGCUGCACUCGUUUACAUUUUAAGAAGGGAAGAGGAGACAACCGCAUCUGUAAGGUGUAUGACUCGCCCUCUUUGCCAGAAAGUGAAUGUACAUUUGCAAUUGCUGAAGAAGGUAUCAGAGAUGCUAAUGAUGAUUAG